Molecule: messenger RNA, 1963 nt
Organism: Tachysurus fulvidraco (yellow catfish)
Lineage: Eukaryota; Metazoa; Chordata; Actinopteri; Siluriformes; Bagridae
Gene: sars2
Product: seryl-tRNA synthetase 2, mitochondrial
Exons: 17
Coding region: 1-1653 (550 amino acids)
Biological process (GO): mitochondrial seryl-tRNA aminoacylation
Cellular component (GO): mitochondrion
Molecular function (GO): ATP binding; serine-tRNA ligase activity; tRNA binding
Source: RefSeq, a predicted model, not a curated record
AUGGCCAUAUUCCACUUACUAUUCAAUGGCUUUUGCACACUAUGUAGUGCCCAAAGUAGUUUGGGAUGCAGCCAUUUUGAAGCCGUGCACUGGAGUAAAAUGGCGUCCUCCAUAGGAACUCUCACACGAUUUCGGUCGCUUGUCAUUUUCACCGUCAGAAACUAUGUUUGUAACACACAGAGACGCUUCAGCUCGUGUGGCUCGGACCGUGUGCAGAACAGGAGCAGUUUGUUCGAGCAUAUUAAAGAGGGUUACAGUGAUAAACCACAGCUGGACAUGAGGACAAUCUGUAAACACACCGAACAAGUCAUCAGUGAGUUGGAGAAUAGAAAAGGAGAUUUAGGGCCAUCUGAUGUCCGAGCUAUUAUAUCAGUGUGGAAGCAGCUGCAGGAGCUGGAAAAGGACAUAAACGAGUUGGAGGAACAGAAGAAACUUAUCAGUGAUCAAGUCCGAGCUCUUGUGGAGGAGCAUGAUAAAAAACACCUGUCUGAUCAUAUGGCAUACAAGUCUUUGAGAGAAGAAGGCCGAAAGAUCAGAGUAAGGUUGAGUCAGCUGUAUUCACGACAGAGUGACAUAGAGGAAGAAUAUUAUUGUCUAGCUCUGAGGCUCCCCAACAGAACACAUCCUGAUGUGCCCAUUGGAGAUGAGAGCAAGGCGAAGGUGAUUGAAAUGGUCGGACAUAAAGCAGAGUUUGAAUUCAAAGUCAAAGGCCACCUUGAAAUUGGAGAAAGUUUGGAUCUAAUUAGACAACGACGCCUUGCUCAUGUGUCGGGUCACAGGUCAUACUAUCUGAGGGGAGCAGGAGCACAGCUACAGAUUGCAUUACAGAACUUUGCUCUCGACCUCCUACAGAAAAGGGGGUUUAUCCCAAUGGUUGUUCCAGACAUGCUGAGAGGAGCUGUGUUUGAAGGUUGUGGGAUGCAGCCUUAUGCUCACCGUUCCCAGGUUUACUCUCUAGAUCCGAGUCGCUUCCCCAACCUUAAUCUUGCUGGGACAGGAGAAGUUGGAGUUGCAGGUUACUUUAUGGACCAUGCUGUGAAUUUGAAAGACCUGCCAGUAAGGACAGUGUGUUGUAGCACAUGUUACAGAGCAGAAACUGAUACAGGCAGAGAAGCCUGGGGUCUCUACAGGGUUCAUCACUUUAAUAAGGUGGAGAUGUUUGGUGUAACAGCUGAUGAAACUGGCCAGGAGAGUUCUCAGUUGUUGGAAGAAUUUGUUUUGUUGCAGAAGGAUAUUUUCUCUUCGCUUAACCUCCAUUUCAGAGUUUUGGAUAUGCCCACUCAGGAGCUGGGGGCACCAGCCUUCAGGAAGUAUGACAUUGAAGCUUGGAUGCCAGGCCGUGAAAGUUAUGGCGAGAUCUCCAGUGCAUCAAACUGCACUGACUACCAGAGUCGGCGACUGAACAUUCUAUAUGAGAGAAGUGAUGGCAGUUUUAAGUAUGCUCACACAGUGAAUGCUACAGCUUGUGCUAUACCACGUACCAUUAUUGCAAUUUUGGAAACACAUCAAACAAAAGAAGGAACUGUACGUGUUCCGGACGUUUUGCAGCCUUACCUUGGCUUAGAGGUGAUUGAUAAACCUACAUACAUUCCCCUGAAAUACAUUGGACCUAAUCAGCCAAACCGUACACCUUAUUCCCUUUUUCAAAGUUAAUCAAAGUUACCAUGUGUAUACGCAGUUUUUUCUACAAAACUACAGUUGGGAAUUUUUGCUCCAGGAAGUGACUAAUAAUAAUAGACAGAAUUUACAGUUUAACCAGAGAAAAGCUGAUCUGGGUCAAUUGUGCCCUUAGUCUGCGGGAGCCCUGUUUAUGUAUAAUUCAAAUAAUGUGCUGUUUGUUUGUCUGAAAUUUCCACUUUUGAGUUUCUACUGACUAUAACAUAUGUAUAGGCCUUGUAGUAAAUAUGGAAAGAUUGUUGAAUUGUCAUUCACAAAAAUGUUAAUAAACAGCACAUAAAGUUGA